Molecule: messenger RNA, 3915 nt
Organism: Lates calcarifer (barramundi perch)
Lineage: Eukaryota; Metazoa; Chordata; Actinopteri; Centropomidae
Gene: slc38a7
Product: solute carrier family 38 member 7
Exons: 12
Coding region: 309-1679 (456 amino acids)
Biological process (GO): amino acid transmembrane transport
Molecular function (GO): L-glutamine transmembrane transporter activity; L-leucine transmembrane transporter activity; L-aspartate transmembrane transporter activity
Source: RefSeq, a predicted model, not a curated record
GACGAAGUGUCACAUGUUCCUCGGCUUUCUACGUGCUGCCAAAACACAGAGGGCUCAGUCAUUCUCUGCUGGCGGAUAAACACCAAAGAUCUACCACUGAGUGGCUACAGCAUCACACUGACCCUGGUGAUAGCUAGCUUCUCCUGACUGCUGUGGAACUAAAGACGUUUCAGCUUUACCUGCAGUGAUUUCUUAUCCCUUCACUCAGACUUUCUGAUCGACUUUCCUCCCCUUGGAUCCAGACAGUCAGAGACUUAAUUUUCUGGGUUGUGUGAGGCUUCACAGGCCGAGCAACAGCCCGUUGAUUCAUGGCGAUUAACGCUGAUGUGGAGGACUGGGGUGGAGUUGGGAGCAAUGACUCUGGAGAAAGGGCAUGGCUCUUGCAGAGUCCCAGCGUGGAUUCUGUGCAGCACCUUGAUACGGACAGGAGGAGGAGUGGGGGCGUGUCAUCUCUGGGAGCGGUCUUCAUCGUGGUGAAUGCGGCACUGGGAGCAGGUCUACUCAAUUUCCCUGCCGCCUUCAAUAUGGCGGGAGGAGUGACAGCAGGAGUCAUGCUUCAAAUGUUUAUGCUGAUCUUCAUAAUCAGUGGACUGGUGAUUCUGGGCUACUGCUCCCAGGUCAGUAAUGAAAGCACCUAUCAGGAAGUUGUUCGAGCCACUUGUGGAAAAGUCACAGGUGUCAUAUGUGAAGUGGCCAUUGCUGUCUACACCUUUGGCACUUGCAUUGCUUUCUUCAUUGUCAUCGGAGACCAGCUGGACCGCUUGAUAGCAGCAGUGGCUCAUGACACAGACAGCACCGGUGGCUUGUGGUACACUGACCGCAAGUUUACCAUUGUUGUCACUGCAGUCUUGGUUAUUCUGCCUCUCUCCAUCCCCAAAGAGAUUGGCUUUCAGAAGUACGCCAGCACACUGAGUGUGAUGGGAACCUGGUACGUUACCAUCGUGGUCAUUAUAAAGUACAUCUGGCCAGAUAAAAAUAUGACUCCAAGCUAUGUUCCCACCAGCUCUGCUUCCUGGACUGCAGUUUUCAAUGCAAUGCCCACCAUAUGCUUUGGUUUCCAGUGCCAUGUCAGCUGCGUGCCGGUGUUCAACAGCAUGAGCAAGAAAGCGAUCAAACCGUGGGGACUUGUGGUCACUCUCAGCAUGAUUAUCUGCCUCUUCGUUUACACAGGAACAGGUGUCUGUGGCUUCCUGACAUUUGGCUCCAGUGUCAGUCAGGACGUGCUGAUGUCGUACCCUCCUGACGACAUCGCUGUGGCCAUCGCGAGAGCUUUUAUUGUCAUCUGUGUGGUCACGUCCUACCCCAUCUUACACUUCUGUGGCAGGGCCGUUAUAGAAGGACUUUGGCUUCGUUUUCAAGGCGAGCAGGUGGAGGUGUGUGUGCGUCGUGAGCAGAGGAGGAGGAUCCUGCAGACACUGGUGUGGUUCGUCGUCACACUCGUCCUCGCCCUCUUCAUCCCAGACAUCGGUCGGGUGAUCUCGCUGAUUGGAGGAUUGGCAGCCUGUUUUAUCUUUGUGUUCCCAGGUUUGUGUUUGAUGCAGGCCAAACUAUCAGAGACGGACAGCAGAUCUGCCAGCUGGCACGGAUUGGUAGUUUUUGGCGUUGUCAUGGUUACACUCGGAGCUUUCAUCUUCGGCCUCACCACAACCAACUCCAUCUAUCAAGACAUCGUCAGCUAAGAGGAACAGUUUUAGUAGAGCCUGCGGCGUCCUUGUUAUUGAAGAUGGGGGCCGGGGGGAGAUUAGUCCUGUGCUGCUAUUCUGAACUAUUGGAUAAGAUGAGGAAACAUCUCAUGACACUCGUUUAAAAAAAAUCAAGACCACUGCACCGUGUCACGUCCCUGCUCCGUACUGGGUCAGAGCCCCAGAUCUCUGUGCUCAGUCAGGGAGCAUUGGAAGACACCGCAUAACGCCAAGUGACUUCAGACACUUUGCCUUUUAUUUUCUGUAAAGUUUAAAUUGCAUGUUUUCUGUUUUUAUGAGGGCUUUAAGUUGCAAUGAAAAUAGCUUUCGACAGUGUAGUCAUUCCACAGGGGCACAGAACGGCUUCCCUUCCCUUGUCUCUGGACCCUGUACUGGCAACCCAUUCCCGUCCUGUUUACAAGAGCUGAAGGACUUUGUACAGAGAGGUCUUAUAAUCAAAUUGAUUUCUUUUAAUGAUGAAAUUGUACCAAUUUGUGUAUUUUAACUUGCAUGUCAAAGUAAAUGUUUCUUAUCAUUGAAAAUUGACAUGCUCUGGUUCCCAGGUCUAAUCCAGGUCUAGACUUUGUUUUGGUGCUGCUUUAGUUUGUCCAUUAAUUAAGAAUUUUGUCUCUUCUCCACUGAAUUUGGACUGAGUGAUAGGUGUGCACACAGCAUUGUUAAUGAGUGAUGUGUUAACUGCAGGGCUGGGCAGUUCAAGUGUUCUCUUCCAGUCAGUACCUCGAAAUGAGUUGAAAAUGUGAGGUUUUCAACCAUACAGGCAAAGCAACCUACAUUACAUUACAUUUUAGAUUAGACUCAGGAAGUCAUCUGAGUUAUUUAUGUUUUAGUUUUGUUGGUUUCUUAUAUAUUUUCUUAUAUAUUUCAUAAACAUUUUAAAAUACUGUGAUGGUGAUUUUACAAUUGGCUGUGAGGUUAGAUCUAAUUUGUUUGGACAAGUUUGUAGAAGUACAAAGCUACAGUCAUGUCAGCACACAGGUCUUUUAAAAACAGGUUUGGUUACUGGUUACCAAACAGGCUUACAGCCACAGCAGCAUGACACCUCCAACGCUGAUCACAGAUCUGCAGGGUGUGUAAGCCUCAGUCAGGAUAUGAAAACUCAAACUCUCUCAUGAGUGCUUCCUCACUGAGCGGGGUUUGAGAACAAUACUUUGUGAAUGUAGGCGAGAGACUGGAGUAACCUACACAAAACUCACUGUUACUGACAGGGUGUGCUGUGUGUGGAGAAGCCAAGUAGUUGGACUCUGAGCAUGAGGUAUGUAAUCAUUUAAAUUACAAUAAUUUUUGUUCUUUUUUUUGCCAAAGCCAAAGUGUGAACUUUCUCUCUGUUGUUUUUUUUUAAUGCCCCAUCAUUCAAAACCUCUUCUAUUUAACACUAAUUUAGAGGACGAAGAAGAAGUUGUAUGGCAAGUUAAACUAAUUUCAUUCAUGAAAAUAGUUUUUCUACCAAUCUGCAAAUGCAGUUAUAUUAUUAUAUUUAAAUGGUUUACAGUGGCACAGCGAUCAAAACUAAACUGAAUGGAUUUAAUCCCCAGUUUAUGACUGUAUUAACUUUAGUAACUUGUUUAGUGUGUUCACUGACUGCCCUUUGAUUUUACUGUUCAUCCAGGUUUUAUGAGUCUCAGCAAUAAGAUGUUUAACUUUGGAAAUGAGGGACAGAAGCUGGAAAAGGGAUUUUUUUUUUUCCUCAGAAAAACAAUCACAUUGUAUAAGUCACACUGGGUGACUAAAUACAACAAUAUCAAUAAAGUCUGUCUAAGUCUAAAGAAUUGAGAAAAGGGAAAGAAGCUGCAGUCAGAACAGUAAUCCUGUCUGGUACCAGAACAAAAACUACAGAUCGUCAGACUGUUUUUAUUUUAUUAAUAUUUCUUUGAAUCAUUCUUGGAACUGUUUUUAACUAUCUGUGUUUUGGUGCUGCAGAUGAGCGGACAGCAGCUGCAUUUAUGAUUUCUGUCAAUGAUUUAUUGUUAGCAGGUUGGAAGGUUGCACACCUUUUUCUAAGGCAUCUGUAAAUCAAAAAUCAUGUCCCUGUUGUCUCACUGAACAAUGACUCGCAAAAAUGGCUUCAUUGGUUAGUCUGAAUGGAAAUAUUUUGUAGGAACCUUCCUGUGAUACUCAGAUAAGUUAACUACAAACAAGGCAUGUGAACAAAUCUGACAAUCCAUGUGUCGUUGGCAGUUAAUAAAACAUUUAAUAAAAAGACAAAUGAAAAGCA